Messenger RNA from Debaryomyces fabryi, 354 nucleotides. Its product is annotated as U2 snRNP complex subunit. Bases 1 to 354 code for a protein of 117 amino acids. NCBI's taxonomy places the organism in Eukaryota, Fungi, Ascomycota, Pichiomycetes, Serinales, Debaryomycetaceae. The record is from RefSeq and is a predicted model, not a curated record. The transcript has a single exon. Gene Ontology annotation, molecular function: RNA binding.
AUGUCAAAGGAAAUAUCAAAGAAGCGGACAAUUGAUGGAGAGUAUAAGGCUUUGGAGUCUGCAUCGUAUACUUUGUACGUGAACAAUCUUAAUGAUAAAAUCCAGCCAGCGAUGUUGAAGCAUAGUCUUUAUGUAUAUUUUUCUACUUAUGGAGAUAUUAUAGACAUAGUAAUGAAGGCACAAGGGAAAAUGAGGGGACAGGCCCACAUAAUCUUUGCUAACGUUAUGCAAGCUACAAAUGCGAUGAAAACAUUGGAAGGGAAACCAUUCUUUGGAAAAGAGCUACACAUUCAAUAUUCUCUGAAGAAGUCAAAAAUAAUAUCUAAUUUGGAAAAUGAUCAAGAAGAAUCGUAA